Pneumocystis murina B123 is the source of this 171-nucleotide messenger RNA. Its product is annotated as ribosomal protein L33. The transcript is spliced from 3 exons. Gene Ontology annotation, cellular component: ribosome; mitochondrion. The record is from RefSeq and is a predicted model, not a curated record. Gene Ontology annotation, biological process: translation. Gene Ontology annotation, molecular function: structural constituent of ribosome. NCBI's taxonomy places the organism in Eukaryota, Fungi, Ascomycota, Pneumocystomycetes, Pneumocystales, Pneumocystaceae. The coding region runs from base 1 to 171 and encodes 56 amino acids.
AUGGCAAAAAAACCAAAAUCCAGAAUUAUUCUUGUAAAACUAUUAUCUACUGUUGGUACUGGUUGGUUUUAUACUGCAAAUCGUCCUCGAUUAUCGCCAAAACUAUCUUGUAUCAAGUUUGAUCCUAGAGUAAAUAAAAGAGUACUUUUUGAAGAAGUUAAAAUAAAGUAA